UGAUACUUAAGUUAUAGAUUUUAGUUAAAGGUGCAGCAAGAAUAGGUGCACAAUCACGGAUUAAGUGUGCAACAAUAAUAUCAUCAUCUGGCCUAGCUGCUGCAUUGGGGGUAGAAUACACAAACUGGAAAAAAUUAGCGAAGGCAUUUGCUAUAUCAACAGGUUUAUUGAAAACACAAUCAUGUGUGUGCCUUUUACUUUUGAUGAAGGACCAAAACUGAUUUGGAUCUUUUUUUAUGCAAUUUUCAGUCUGCUCUAUGUACUUUUUAUACGCAUGACUAACGUCUCUUAUAAUUCUUUAAAUGCAUCAUAGACACUCACUU
Messenger RNA from Acanthoscelides obtectus, 323 nucleotides. The record is from the annotation of a GenBank genome assembly. NCBI's taxonomy places the organism in Eukaryota, Metazoa, Arthropoda, Insecta, Coleoptera, Chrysomelidae.